AUGUCGCGUCCUCUCCCCAAUACUAGCCAGCGGCAUCACGCGCAUUCGAUCUCGCUAGGUGCCCUCAAUCCAAACCACCGUGUAACUCGCCGAAAGAGUGUGACCACCGCCGCUGCCAAUGCUGCCGCCGCAGUCGCCGCCUCCAUGGAGGGCGGAGAGGCUACCUCGCUCCCUAUGGGUGCGCACCGCCGGAGCCUAGCAGGCCGCAAGGGACUGGAAUCUGGCUCCAUCGGAAAUGUAUCUGGCUUCAGCUCCUACCUCUCCCGCAGCAUCAACAGCCCUAGCCAGGAGUCACCGGUCGCCCGCAAAGACUCUCCGGGAUCGGACCACUCCGAUAGCAAGCCCAAAAACCGGAACCGCCGAGCCAGCGAGGGUGCCCAACUCAAGACCGAAGGGAAGCGUGCUUCGACGGCCAUACGUUGCGAUCGCUGCGGGAAAGGCUCGAUCGGGGAUAUGCACCAUGUCGGCUCUGUGCAGGUCGCCCUCGUGGUUAUUCAACUCCCCCUUCAUCGCUGCUCCCCUUUCUUCUACCCCUUUCCGCAACAAUUAAUUGACGUGUUUUUUUCGUGGUAUCUUAGGUGGGAACACGACCCAGCAUGGUCCGUUACUUCGAAGCUUCUCAUCUCCAAGCAUCAGCAGGUUCAACUGCUGGAGGCCGCCUCCGUUUUGGUUACCAUGAACCACGAUGAUCCACCCGAUGAGUCCGCCGAGUUGGAGUUGGAGUCGGAAUUGUCGUCUGGAUCACCGGACGCCCUGUCAGAAAUGAGGGAUGGCAUCAGUUCCGUUGAGACCACGCCACCCCCGAUGGACUCGGAGGAAGACGACGAUUUCGAGAUGUCGGGUGUGCCGGCACAGUGGACCAAACGCCCCAGCGUCAGCAACGCCUCCGGUUUCUCUCGUUCCUACCAGUCCAUUCCCUCCAGCUCGUACAACGAUAGUGCUCCACUGCACUCCCCAAGCUUCUCUCACUUCCGCCACUCGAGCAUCGAUACCCGUCCCUCAACUGCAGAUACACGGUUACACGAGGAUGAUGAGGCCGAUCUUGCCGCGGCCAUCGGCCUGUGCAAUUUCGGGACUCCUCGCACAGGGCCUGUUUCCAUGACUCCGGACGUGCCACCAGUGCCUCCACUGCCGGCGCGCUACUUGGACUCAAGCAGCCACCCGAGCAACCAGGGUCUCCACUCCCCUCAAUCGCGCCCCACAGAGGAGGCCGCUCGCCGAGACUCCGAGGCCAAUAUCUUCUUGUCCCGGUCGCUCAACCCGUCGCUGUCGUACAAGGUGUCGGAUGAGCGCGAAGUCCGGACAGGUGGCGACGAGGCGCAGAAAUCCCGUCAACGUCGUAACGCCGAUGUGGACUUUGGUAACCGCUCUGCGCCAGCCGAUGACGACGAUGGGGGUGUCUUUGGUCACAUGGAAGAAUAA
This is a messenger RNA of Penicillium expansum, 1422 nucleotides long. Its product is annotated as putative C2H2 finger domain protein. The coding region runs from base 1 to 1422 and encodes 473 amino acids. The record is from RefSeq and is a predicted model, not a curated record. The transcript has 2 exons. NCBI's taxonomy places the organism in Eukaryota, Fungi, Ascomycota, Eurotiomycetes, Eurotiales, Aspergillaceae.